GACCCACGAGACCCAAUCAAUCUGCCAUUCAGCAGGAAGGCGCUGGCAAUCUUCUUCCUCUGCUUCUUCGGCGCCCUGGCUUCCGCUGCAGAACUGAUCCUGGGUGCCAUGCUUCCCGUCUUCGCCCUCCAAUAUGCUCACCUCAACCCAAAGACCAUCCUUCCUUUACUCACCGCAAAUGGAGGCCUGCCGAAGGGAAGCGACCCGCUGAAAGUGCUUUCCGAGCUUCCCAGUGCCAAGCCCAUCUGGGAGGUAUAUCUGCUUGCCUCUCUACCAGUCCUGGUAAUGGGACUUGCCAACCUGGCCCUGAUUCCACUCGCUAUCUCAAUCGGCCGACGACCAGUAUUGCUGAUAUGCGGUGUGAUCGCAAUUGGCGGGGCUGUAUGGGCAGGAUUCAGCCAAUCUCUGGAAUCUCAUCUUGCAGCACGAUGCAUUCAAGCGAUAGGAGCGGGCACGGUUGAGAGCUUGAUUCCAUUCAUCGUUCAAGAUAUGGUCUUCGUCCACGAGCGAAACACAUGGAUCUCCUGCGUCUUUGCUGCACAAGGUGUCAUUAUCAUCGGACUGGGAAUCGGGACGCCAUACAUCAUUCUCGACUUGACCUGGCGCUGGGUCUACUACAUCACUGCUUCAUUUGCUGCAUUCUUUUUGACCGGCGUUUUCUUCUUCCUGCCAGAGACGAGAUGGCACCGAACUCGAGCCGAGAUGAAUGGCGUGCCCCGCCCAGAAGAAGACCAGACCUAUGCACCAAGAACAUUCCGAUACGACAUUGCCCUCUUCCACGGAAAGAAAGAGUGGCGAAAGGGCUGGACCGCAUUCAUCGACACCCUCGUGACUUUCUUCUACCCACAAAUCUUCUUCAUCACAAUGCUGAACAGCGCCAUGAUCGCCGCAGCAUUCGCAGCCGGCUACACCGUUGCACCCGCACUUCUGACCCAACCCUGGUCCUGGAGCUUCCUCCGUCUCGGUCUCUGUCUGGUCCCAGUCCUGAUCGCCGCCGUCGCCGUGGGUCUUCUCACAGGCUUCUUCGCAGACUGGACAGCGAACAUGGUAGCUCGCAAACGUGGUAAGCGUUCACCUGAGAACCAACUCCUGAACCUCAUCCUCCCAACUCUCACAGCCCUCGUGGGUGCCAUCAUCUUCGGUCUCGCCGGCUCAAACCAAGACCAAUACCACUGGUCCGUCUUCCUCCUCGGCCUCGGCCUCAUGGCUUUCGGUUUCCUAGGUGCCAAUACCGUCGGCGCCGUCUACGUCCUCGAAUGCUAUCCCCACCUCGCCGGACCCUCGCUCGUCAACAUCGCAUCUUUCCGCUGUCUAAUCGCUUUCAUCCUCUCGUUCCGAGUUUCCGAAUGGGUCGCAAAUUUCGGAUACCUCCACUCCAUGCUGAUAUAUGUCGGCAUCAUCGGAGUCUUCGCUCUGCUCAUUCCGGUCGUGUAUAUUUACGGACCGAGCUGGAGGAAACGUUGGCCUGCUACUCAUCGAGGCGGUGGAUGGUAG
This is a messenger RNA of Pseudocercospora fijiensis CIRAD86, 1494 nucleotides long. RefSeq lists its product as uncharacterized. The record is from RefSeq and is a predicted model, not a curated record. Gene Ontology annotation, biological process: transmembrane transport. Lineage: Eukaryota; Fungi; Ascomycota; Dothideomycetes; Mycosphaerellales; Mycosphaerellaceae. Gene Ontology annotation, molecular function: transmembrane transporter activity. The annotation marks the transcript as partial. The transcript is spliced from 2 exons.